AUGGACGAAUCAGCUCUAGAGUCCCACUACAACUCUUGGACAGCUAUUGGGCAAACCUCCAACCAACUCAUCCUGUAUCAUCCACCUUCUCACGCACUCCAAGUCCAACCUCAUCCUUCUUCUUCCUCUACUAGGGUCGAUUCCAGCGCGAACGUCGAACCAUCCAGGAGGAGACCACUUAGACUUCUCGGUGGCCUGAGUGAUAGCGAAGUACCUAUAGAAAGUAUAACGACUGUCCCUCACUGUCCCUAUUGUUCACAGCCCCUGCCAGCAAUCACCACUGCCGACCCUCAUUCUACCCCUCAUCCCAGUCAUGAGGCAGAUGACACCAGAGGAAGACUGGGUAAACAGAAGUAUUUCCGUAUCCUCGAACAAGCUCACGAAGGCUCGAGACCCCCUUCUCCCACACCCUCCACACCGUCUACACCGAGGAAGCGGUACAAAACCCCAUUAAUGGAACAGGAUGAGGAUGAUGAAUUGGACGAAGCUGAUUUCCCAGCUAGAGGGUACUAUGAUAGAUUCUUUCGAGAGGAAUGUAAGCUCGGUAUGGGUGCUGAAGGAAGUGUGUUUUUGGCUACUCAUGUCAUUGGCGGGAAUGUCCUGGGAACGUAUGCUGUAAAGAAAAUAGCAGUGGGAAGAUCCAAAUCGUACUUGUUCAAGAUGUUAAGAGAGGUCAGACUGUUAGAGGCUCUGAGACACCCCAAUAUAAUACCGUAUCAUCAUUCAUGGAUAGAUGUGACUAGGUUCUCCAACUUCGGUCCACCUAUCGUGGCUCUCCACGUCUUAAUGCAAUACGCAACAGCAGGCAACCUCGAUACCUACCUCCUUACUCGAUCACAUACCAAUCAACCUCGACCAGACCUGUCCGCAGGGGAUAUAGCAGAUUCAGAAUCUCUCGGACAAUUACCGAAGGCAGAACGGAUAAAAGCUUUCAAAAGACGUAGACAGAGUGCAGCGGAAGGUACGGCAGGAAAUAGAAAAAGAAGGAUGAAAGAGAUGAGAGGGGUGUUAUUAUUAGGUAUGGAGGAGAUCAUGAAGCUAUUUGGGGAUGUGGUGGAGGGAUUGGCUUUUCUUCACGCAAAUUCAAUUCUCCAUCUGGAUUUGAAAUGCUCGAAUGUCCUUCUGCAUUGGGAAGAGGGACAACUCAUCCCUAAAGCCCUAAUAUCUGACUUCGGUACCUCUGAAGAGAUGCUACGGGGCAAAAGGGAAAGAACAGGUCAUACGGGGACUAUGGAAUACAUGGCACCUGAAACCCUCAUACAGGAUACUCAUGGCAAUUGGAGACCUUCAGACUCCCAUGCUGAUAUGUGGUCAUUGGGGAUGAUCCUACACAAAAUGUUAUUCCUCCAUCUACCAUAUCCCGAUACAGAGGAUUACGAUGCUUUGCAUAAGGAGAUCAUUGCUUAUCCAGGGUUUAUACCUACUACCGAGAUCAUCCAAUCUCUCGAAAGGCGCCACAUACCGAGAGACCUUCUGGUCCUGCUCAGUAAGUUGGAAAGUCUUGUACCUGAAGACCGACCAGGUGCAGAGAAAGUCAGGGCGAGAUUGAAGAAUCUUGAAAACAAGAUUCGCUCCACUCCGUCUACGUUAUCUUCUAAGGCUGGUGAAUUGGUUAGAAGAUUCGCUUCCCCCUGGACUUUCGAAAAUCCAUCAGAGGAUCAAGCUGAACGAAACCCUCCACAAUCAUAUUCACCAGUCAAGACUAUCUUGGCAUUACCCAGUCCUGAGGCUGAGAGGGUGGUAGAACCUUUCGAGACAGGAUUUCAUAGUCCUUCUCCUGAUACAACUACUACUGUCACGCGUAAAUCAUUACACGGAUCACUCGUGAGGUCUGGGCUGAAUAGAAGAACCGGAGUGAAGGCCAUAAGGAUUAUAGUGUUUACAAUCAAAGUGAUGUCACUUCAACCCAGCGUCGUCAACCGACCUAUCCCGUUAUCUUACAUGGUACUCUUAUUGGUUCUGGCGAUAUUCGAAUUGGUCGGUGAAAUUCCCCUAGGCUGGUCUGUAUUGUUAGGUACGGUACACGUCGGUGUACUGACACAUCAGACCUUCGUUGAUGGUAAAUAG
Molecule: messenger RNA, 2067 nt
Organism: Kwoniella mangroviensis CBS 8507
Lineage: Eukaryota; Fungi; Basidiomycota; Tremellomycetes; Tremellales; Cryptococcaceae
Exons: 13
Coding region: 1-2067 (688 amino acids)
Biological process (GO): protein phosphorylation
Cellular component (GO): nucleus; cytoplasm; cytosol
Molecular function (GO): ATP binding; eukaryotic translation initiation factor 2alpha kinase activity
Source: RefSeq, a predicted model, not a curated record